This is a messenger RNA of Spinacia oleracea (spinach), 1787 nucleotides long. RefSeq names its product 2-oxoisovalerate dehydrogenase subunit alpha 1, mitochondrial. Gene Ontology annotation, cellular component: oxoglutarate dehydrogenase complex. Gene Ontology annotation, molecular function: oxidoreductase activity, acting on the aldehyde or oxo group of donors, disulfide as acceptor. Gene Ontology annotation, biological process: branched-chain amino acid catabolic process. The transcript is spliced from 9 exons. NCBI's taxonomy places the organism in Eukaryota, Viridiplantae, Streptophyta, Magnoliopsida, Caryophyllales, Amaranthaceae. The coding region runs from base 211 to 1662 and encodes 483 amino acids. The record is from RefSeq and is a predicted model, not a curated record.
UAUAUGGACUAAUAUGGUAAUUAUGAUUAAAACAUAUUGAUCUUGAUAAAGCAUGUCUACCCACUUCACACGUUACAUAAACAAACAAGUGUCAUUCUCAUCCUUUCACCCUCUCUUUCCAUAUAUUUCUCUUGAAGUGGCAUUCUCAUCUUCCAAGCCCCCCCUUACACCCCUCUCUCAAAAUAGUGAGAAAAAAAGAAGAAGAGAGAAAUGGCAUUGUUCUUAAGAAGAACAACAAACAUUAUCAAACACUUUUUGGUUACAAAAUCUAGUUUAGCUACUAAUCAAACUAGUUUAACUCCUAGUUUCUUUAGUGUUUCUCAUAAUGUUUGUAGUAAAUCCUAUGGCUUAGCCCCUAUUCCGGCUGUUUUCCGGCGUAUGGAGUCUACUAAAGCUGCUGAAUUGAAGCUUGAUCCUCAGUUCUACUCUUCCGAGGAGGAGGAGGAUGAUCGUGAGUAUCCUUCUUCUGAACCCGAGGGUAUGGAUUUUCCAGGAGGGAAGGUCAUGUUUACAUCACAAAUGAGUUUCAUUGCCGAGCCUGGGAAGACAAGAGUCCCUUGUUAUCGUGUUCUUCAAGAUACUGGCGUCCCAACUUCAGGCGAAAUUCAUAAACUCGUGAGCGAAGACCUAGCAACGAGAAUGUAUAAUAGCAUGGUCACACUUCAAGUUAUGGACACUUUUCUCUAUGAAGCACAAAGACAAGGAAGAAUUUCAUUUUACAUGACUUCCCAUGGGGAGGAAGCGGUUAAUAUUGCAUCUGCAGCCGCCCUCUCUUCAGAGGACAUUAUUCUUGCUCAGUAUAGGGAGCCGGGGGUGCUACUAUGGCGCGGUUAUACCUUACAAGAAUUUACAAAUCAGUGUUUCGGAAAUAAGGCUGAUCGUGGGAAAGGUCGACAAAUGCCAAGUCAUUAUGGGUCUAUUAAGCAUAAUUACUUCACUAUAUCAUCUCCAAUUGCUACACAGCUUCCUCAAGCAGCAGGAGCUGCUUAUUCUCUUAAAAUGGAUAACAAGGAUGCCUGUGUUGUAGCCUACAUGGGAGAUGGUUGCACUAGUGAGGGAGAUUUUCAUGCUGGUAUGAAUUUCGCGGCAGUCAUGGAAGUACCCAUUGUUUUCAUCUGUCGUAACAAUGGAUAUGCAAUUAGUACUCCUAUUACAGACCAAUUUCGAAGUGAUGGUGUUGUUGUCAAGGGACAAGCUUAUGGAAUACGUAGCAUUCGUGUUGAUGGAAAUGACGCUCUUGCUGUCUAUAAUGUGGUUCAAACUGCUCGUCAAAUGGCGAUUUCUGAACAAAGACCUAUUCUGGUUGAGGCUCUAACAUAUCGAGUAGGACACCACUCUACUUCCGAUGAUUCCACCAAGUAUAGACCAGCUAGUGAAAUCGAACACUGGAAAAUAGCGAAGAGUCCUAUCACGAAAUUUAGGACGUGGAUUGAGAGAAAUGGCUGGUGGAACGAAGAAGACGAAUUGGAAAUUCGAAAGAGGAUUAAGAAAGAGAUGCUUCAAGCAAUUCAAGUGGCAGAAAGGUUGGAAAAACCAGCAGUUGCAGAAUUGUUUACAGAUGUAUAUGAUCAACCAACAAAAGACUUGGUUGAGCAAGAAAUGUUGCUUAGGGAAUCCAUUAUUAAGCACCCUAAAGAUUAUCCAACUGAUUAUGCAGUGUAAAUUUAUUUGUAUAUUCUUGUCAUGGUGUAAUUGUCUUAUCUUAGAAAAGCUUUUGAUGAGACUUGGUUACUAUGUAUAGUGUAUAUUACUUAAUUUGUCAUUUAGGAUUUGUUCUGUUCGCCUUA